UCCUAAAAGUCAGAAGUAGAAGAAAAGCUUCUCAUGCUUUUUCUGAUGACGUAUAUAUGGCUUCAAACUACAGUUUUCUUAACAUCAGUCGGGAACAGUAGCGUGCAGUGAUGACGGCACUGUUAAUAGCUGUCAACACUACCCUCGAAUCAGGCUUGAGCAAGCAGAUAUAAAGUCACUGUAGAGUGUAUGUGAACAUACAAUCUUCAGUCGAGAGCUGUCAGAUUCUAACAAUCCAAGAUGUUGUCCGUUAUGUGUGGAUUUCUUUUGUUGAACACCGGCCUUGUGGCGUCUUCGUAUAACACAUUUUUGAAAAAGUUUGAUGUUCAACCAUUGGUGGAACAAGCCGAUGAAGACGAUGUUUCCACGUGGACCGAUCACAGCAAUUUUCUCGAAUGCUCAUAUCCUACCGAUUGUACAGUAAUACAGAAAUGUAAUCACACAAAGAGCGGCGUGUACCGAGUGUUUCCGUUCGGAGUGGGAAAAGGCUUCCUUGUGUACUGUGACAUGGUGACGCAGGGAGGUGGAUGGCUGGUGUUCCAAAGACGACAAGAUGGCUCUGUUGACUUCUAUCGGAACUGGCAGAAUUACACUGAUGGAUUUGGUAACCUUUACGGGGAGUUCUGGUUGGGCCUGCAGAAGAUUCACCUCCUGACCUCUCAGGCGCACUUUGAGCUCCUCGUGAAUCUGGGAAACUACACCUUGGAAACGGGUUACGCUUCCUACAGCAGAUUUCGAGUGGCAAACGAGCCUCACAACUUCCGACUUUUACUGGGUGCAUUCAAGGGGAAUGCCGGUGACUCCUUGGCUCUGCACAACGGCUUGGAGUUUUCCACAUAUGACCGAGAUAACGACUUUCACAAGAUGAACUGUGCUGCAUCAUGUCACGGGGCCUGGUGGUACAAUAGUUGCCAUCGCAGUAAUCUGAAUGGGCUCUAUGUUCAUGUGAAGGAGAAGUCCACAGUAAAUACUUCGUCAGUCACGUGGUACGAAUGGUCGUCUAAACAUCUCCCUCUUCAGUUCAGUGAGAUGAAGAUACGCCCGGUGAAAAUCCACUAAAUAGACGAUACUCGUGAUUGUUUAUAAAUUAUGGACGAAGAUAGAUCAAAAGUUCGUGGUAAUUGUUCAUUUUAAACUUUAACUUGAUCUUUCUUUUUUUUGUUCCUGUUUUUAACCUUUUCAAAUGAUUUUAAAGCCAAAAAUGUCCAAUAGCUGUAAAUGACUUAUGUUAUAUUUUAUCAUAUUAGUAGGAUGAAACUCGGACUAAAGAAAUAUAACAUGCCGUAAGGAUAAUCCCAAUAUGCCCAAUGUCAAGGGAGAAAACACAAAAAUGAUAACUUUUUAGAAGGAACUAUUUACAAAACAUUAGUCUGUACUGGAGAUACACUCGUAAUUGUAGAUUUUUGAAACAUAAUAAAGGAGGCGCUAACCUACAGUUACGAAUGUUUUCUUCUAUUUAUACGACACCACAGAUCAAUGCAAUCAUUGUACGUAAUCUGUCAAAAAUUGAGAGUUUAUGUAUGUGCAUAACAAUACAAAUACUUGGUGAACGCGGUUAGCCAGAUUUAGACAGAAUAUCUUUAAUAUGAAA
Messenger RNA from Liolophura sinensis, 1591 nucleotides. RefSeq names its product fibrinogen C domain-containing protein 1-like. The record is from RefSeq and is a predicted model, not a curated record. Lineage: Eukaryota; Metazoa; Mollusca; Polyplacophora; Chitonida; Chitonidae. The coding region runs from base 241 to 1059 and encodes 272 amino acids. The transcript has 5 exons.